AUGCACAUUCCUGCAGCCUCGCGCUUGCACUGGACUGUUCCUCCGGCCUUUCUAGCAGCAUGGGGUAGUUGGAACUAUACUUGUCGCGAAAGCUUGCGCGCUGAUGGCCCGUCGCGAGCUUGGAGGCAGAGAUCGUCUCUCAGUACCUCUCAGCAACCAAUUGAUAGCAAAAGGCAUGGUGACAACAGUCAGUUGCAGCACAAUGCGAGCAUACCACCAACUAGUGCCCAUCCAGAACCACACACGGCAUGGUCAAAGUUCACAAAGAAGUUCUUGGUUAUCAGGGAUUCGUUUACCUCGAUAGAACUCGCAAAUAUUGGCGACAAUAUCAAGAAUUACAUCACACCUGAUUGGAUGGGGUUCCUCCCUGCUACAGUACGAAAGCUUCAAAGAGAAUUGUCCAUGGCGCCUGGCUCACUGGCCGACGAAAUAUGGAGGGAAUCUCGCGACGUUGAUAUGAACCCGGAAAUUUCUUACGAUGCGAAUGUUCGAGUUGGUGACACUCUCUGCCCGGAAGAGGUUGUAUUCCGUCGGAAGCGACAAAAACAUGCUGUCAAAGCGCUGGCAAAGUAUUUAGACUUGAAAGAGGAGGACAUCCAUCCCGAUGAUGUCCCGAUAAUUGCAAUGUGUGGAUCUGGUGGUGGCCUCAGAGCCCUCGUCGCCGGUUCAGGCUCCUAUUUGGCUACACAGGAAGCUGGGCUUUGGGAUUGCAUUACGUACACUGCCGGCGUAAGUGGGAGCUGCUGGCUGCAAACUCUCUACAACUCCUCGAUAUCCGGCGGUGAUUUCCGCAGGCUUGUCGAGCACUUGAAAAACAGGCUAGGAAUUCACAUUGCUUUUCCUCCCAAGGCACUUAACCUGUUGACUACAGCCCCGACAAACAAAUAUCUGCUAAGAGGCUUAGUAGAGAAGCUUAAAGGUGAUCCUAAUGCAGAUUUCGGUCUUGUUGAUAUAUAUGGACUACUGUUAGCAGCACGGUUACUCGUACCCCGCGGCGAACUUGAUCUCUCUGAUACAAACCUGAAGUUGUCGAACCAGAGAGACUAUCUUCAGAUAGGAAGCAAUCCAAUGCCUAUUUACACUGCUGUUCGUCACGAAAUCCCGAUCAGAGAUAAAGACGAAAUCAAGGGACGCCGAGCUGUAGAGAAAGUCAAGGAAGCCGCGACAAGGGAAGCUUGGUUUCAAUGGUUUGAGUUCACUCCUUAUGAAUUCUUUUGCGAAGAGUUCGGUGCCGGAAUUCCUAUGUGGGCAGUUGGGAGACAUUUCUACCAAGGCAAAGAUACACCUCCCAACAAGUACCCGGUCCCAGAACUUCGCAUUCCUGCAUUAAUGGGUAUAUGGGGCAGCGCCUUUUGUGCAACCCUCGCACACUACUACAAGGAGAUCAGGCCUGUUGUCAAGGGUCUUGCAGGAUUUGGAGGCAUAGAUUCUUUGAUCGAAGGACAAAGUGAUGAGCUUAUUAAAGUUCACCCUUUUGAUCCUGCAUCAAUACCAAAUUACAUACUGGGUAUGAAAGGACAACUUCCAUCCUCAUGUCCAGAAUCGGCUUUGCACGACUCUCAUUUGCGGCUAAUGGAUGCUGGUAUGAGCAACAACCUUCCAAUCUACCCGCUGCUUCGACCAGGGAGAGGGGUCGAUAUUGUCGUUGCAUUUGAUGCAUCUGCAGACAUUAAACAAGAGAACUGGUUAGCUGUUGUUGACGGAUACGCUCGACAGCGAGGCAUCAAGGGAUGGCCUGUCGGAGCUGGGUGGCCAAAAGAAGACAAGAACGCCGAAGAAACUGCAAAGAUGUUACACGAAGUGAACCAGCUGAGCGAGUCUAAAUCAGAUUAUAAGCUUGGUAAGGCACAAGAUGGCGACCCGAGAACGAAAAAUCAAACUGGUCCCUUGACAGACACCCUUAUGACAUCCCCCUCUCACCACGAUAGCGCAGCGGAGCCCACGGAAUCAGAAAACGACUUGACAUAUUGCAAUGUGUGGCUCGGCACGAAACAAGAACUAACGGCUGAAACUGAGCCUCCGCCAUCGAAGAGAUUAUUCCACCCCAGCAAUGGCGAUCCAAGCACGUCUGAUUUCCAUCUAAUGCGGCCGGAUGCCGGGAUUGCUGUGAUAUAUUUCCCACUGCUCCCAAAUCCCUCAGCUCCAGAUUAUACGAGCCCCAACCGUACAGAUAGGUCACAAAUUGCAAACCCUCGCGGUUCAACGCAGCGUGAAGUAGUCGACCCGGCAUCACCAAAAGCAUUAGCGCCAAAGCCAAGUUCUAUUAAUCCUGACGUGGACGAUUUCUUGUCGACGUGGAACUUUGUGUAUACUCCCGAACAGAUCGAUUCAGUUGUUGGACUUGCAAAGGCCAAUUUUGCUCAAGGCGAAGCUCAAGUUAAGCGCGUUGUACGCGGUGUUUAUGAACGGCGCAAACGGGACCGACUACAGCGUGAGCGCGAGGCGAAAGAGGAAGCAGUGAAUAAAAAAAUGGACGAACUGAAGAAACGGCAUGAAGGAUACACGCCCAUCUACUAA
Messenger RNA from Talaromyces atroroseus, 2517 nucleotides. RefSeq lists its product as hypothetical. The coding region runs from base 1 to 2517 and encodes 838 amino acids. Gene Ontology annotation, cellular component: cytosol. Gene Ontology annotation, biological process: glycerophospholipid catabolic process. The record is from RefSeq and is a predicted model, not a curated record. Gene Ontology annotation, molecular function: A2-type glycerophospholipase activity. Lineage: Eukaryota; Fungi; Ascomycota; Eurotiomycetes; Eurotiales; Trichocomaceae. The transcript has a single exon.